GUCACGUCCGCACUUGAACUUGAAUUCUUAUCCCAUUGUACAGAGGCAACCCCAGCCACACACACACGAAGGGGUCCUCCCAAAGCAACAAGACGGAAACACUGGACCUCCGCUGUUUGGAAUGAGAGAAAGAGGAGGUGUUUGGCUGUAACUGGCUGUUGUCUCCGUCUCCCCCUCAACUCCUAGAGCGUAGAGUUCCAUGCCAUUCCGUUCACCGUUGCCAAGACGCGCGCCGCGAGGACUGAAUGGGGCCAAAGCUCACAUCACGUAAAUGAGUAGCUAAUUUAUUAUAAUUAUUUAAGAACAUAUCAGAGGAGAAGAAGAGGUGACAGUUGAAUCGAAUAUUGACCCAUCGGUCGAAGAGUGGCAUGCACCGUAGGCUACUCCAGUUGUCAACGCGCUGCAGAAGAGGGCACCUCGUCGGAAUUUAAAUUAUCGUUAUUCUCUGCAAUUAUUACAAUAUCCAUUGCUGUAUUAACAAAAGAUAACCUUCCAGAAAUAUUUGCAUGCACCUGCAUGUUUCUGUUGUGUCCUAAAGCUUCCUUUGGCAAUUCCAGGUGUUGCGUUUAGGGUGAGUGAUUCUGCGAUAAGAGAACUGGACAAUUGAACAACGGUUUUUACCCGCCUUUCAACAACCACAAUAAAAAACACACUAGGCUCAUUUUCACUUGCAGUAGCUUUGUGUAAAUCGUCUGAAUUGGAAGCAAUUUGGAAAAAGUUACCGGGCACCAGACCAGCGAAGGAUCAUCACGGAGCAAGCCAACCCCAAGCGCAGGUCUCCGGGCGAUGCCAGAGUAGAUGCAGGGGCAAUGUCCCGUCGCAAGCAGGGGAACCCUCAGCACCUACCACUGUCGCAAAGAGAAACAAUACGACCCGAGGCCAAUCAUGAGUUGGGGGUGGGAACUCGCUCCCCGGAGCCGUCCACUCCCAGCCCCACUCCGAGGAGGGCGGGGCCAGGGGAGCAUGAUCUCUUGACCUGUGGGAGGUGCCAGACCAAAUUCCCUCUGGGAGACAUCCUGGUCUUCAUAGAGCAUAAGAGACGGCGGUGCAGUGUGGGAGGCCGCGCCCCUGGGGGUUUCUCCAAACCGGGUGAAAGGGGGAACCCCGUCUUGCUGCGGGGAGGGGCGGUGCCGGUGGAGGUGGGGGUGCAGGUGACCCCUCAUGGGGAGGAAGAAGAGGAGAGGAGGCUGACGCCCGCUAAAGGAAUCUGUCCCAAGCAGGAAAGAGGGAACACAGGUAAAGAUGAGCCGUCCAGCUACAUUUGCACCUCUUGUAAACAGACCUUCACCAGUGCCUGGUUCCUGCUCCAGCACGCCCAACACACCCACGGCAUCCGCAUCUAUCUGGACACACAUCCCUCCAACUACACCCUCACCCCUCGCAUGGCCCUCCCCCCUCCCAUGGGUGGGGGAGACUCCCUCCCUCGUUCUCCCUUACCAACCUUCCUGGGGGACACCUCUAACUCCUUCCACCUCCUCCGGAUGGCGGCGCCACUACUCAGGGAGCACCACCCACAUCAUCCCCAACACCCUCACCACCCCCGUCCCCCUCCGGGCUAUCUGGACACCCGGCUCCCUGCCACCCCACCCUUUGUCAGACCUCCGCCCCCCAGACACCUCCUGGAGCGCCUGGGUCCAGAGGAGAUGGGGUCCCUGCUCUUCCAGCACCCCAGUGCCUUCGAGAGGGUGAUGCGUCUGGCCCCAAUGGAUCCUCCUUCCAUGGACUUCUCCAGAAGGCUCAGAGAGCUGGCGGUUGGCAACAAUACUAACAACGGAGGCCCUACACCUCCUCUCUCGCCCACCCGGGUGCCCCCCAUGCACCGCCUGCUGAGUCCAACCCUCUUCCAGUCGGGCUCCAAGCCCCCACCGUUCCUCACCUACCCCCCACAGCCCCCCACGCCUCAGGGAAACGCCACCACUCCUCCCCAGGGCCAGAACCAGGCCCAGGUCCAGGCCCAAGCCAAGUCCAAGUCCUGUGAGUUUUGUGGGAAGACCUUCAAGUUCCAGAGCAAUCUGAUAGUCCACAGACGGAGUCACACAGGAGAGAGGCCCUACAAGUGUCAUCUGUGUGACCAUGCCUGUUCUCAAGCCUCCAAGCUGAAGAGACACAUGAAGACACACAUACACAAGUCAGGCUCCAUGGGGAGCUCCCCUGAACAGGAGAAUAGAGGAGAGGUAGGAGAGGGGGAGGAGAAGAGCAGAGAGGGGGAGGGAAGAAUGGGGAUGGACAACGAGGAGGAGGAAGAGGAUGAGGAAGAGGAAGAAGAGGAGGAGGAAAUUGAGGAUGAGGAGGAGAUGAGGAACGGCCUAAGUAGGCCUGAGUCUAACCUGAGCAUGGACUCAGAGUUCCACAAGAACAGGGAGAACGGGUCGAGGCCUUCCCCAGACGAGAAGCCUCAUGGUGGGGAUAGAGUGACGGAGAGCGGAGGGGUGGGUAUCAUGCACCCAUACAACCACCUGGACAAUCACCUGAGGCUGGCCCCUUCCAAGAAGACCAUGAGUCUGGACAGGGAGAGGCAGCCUAAUAGAGAGUCGAGAGAGGGGGGAGAUGCAGGGAGGGGGGAGAUGGAGAUUGAGCGGGACAGAGAGCGAGCGUUGGACAGGGUGAUGGGCAGAGCGAUGGACAGAGAGAGAGAGAUUGAAAGAGAGGAGAGGCCCUUGAUGAACGGAAGGAUUAGUGGGUCUGAAGACUCUUUCUCUGGACUGUUCCACCGCCGGCCCACCCCCAUCACCAGCCCCAACCCCUCCAACAAGAGAAUCAAGGUGGAGAAGGAGUUGGAGCUCCCCGCGGCUCCGACCCUCAUCUCCCCAGAGAACAUGUAUUCCCAGCUCCUGGCGGGCUACGCCGCUUCACGCCACUUCAUCAGAGAACCUUUCCUCCACGGCUUCAGCGACGCCCACCAGUCCCCCUUCGCCACCUCCUCAGAGCACUCCUCCUCCGAGACGGGUUCCCUCCGCUUCUCCACCUCUCCUGGGGAAUUCCUGGAGGGAGUGGGCGCAUCGGGCCGCAGCGGCAGCUCCACCCCUCACCUCCUGCGGGGUCCCGGGCCGGGUCGACCCCCUAGUAAGGAGAGCCGACGGAGCGACACCUGCGAGUACUGUGGGAAGAUAUUCAAGAACUGCAGCAACCUGACGGUGCACCGGCGCAGCCACACGGGAGAGAGGCCCUACAAGUGUGACCUGUGCAGCUACGCCUGCGCACAGAGCUCCAAGCUAACUCGCCACAUGAAGACCCACGGGCAGUUUGGGAAGGAGGUGUACCGCUGUGACAUCUGCCACAUGCCCUUCAGCGUCUACAGCACCCUGGAGAAACACAUGAAGAAGUGGCACGGGGAACACUUGAUGGUCAGCGACGUCAAACUGGAGGAGGCUGAGAGAGGCUAGGUUACGCUAGGCUAAAGCUAAGGCUACAGGCUAGGCUAGGCUAACACCUCAGACUCAUUCUGAAUGAACACUUACAGGACUUCAACACGGGGCUUGGCUGGAUAAUCUUUCUUCUUGAAUAUUUUUGGGACAAUUUAAUGUACGUAAUUCUGUUUUUGUUUUUUUUUUUUGUCACAGAAACUGCCAACUGAGAAAUAUAACAAAGGGAAACAUGGGAUGUUUCUAGAAACCUUUAGUUUCCUGCCAACUAUUGAUCUAUCUGAGGAUUUUAUCAUUUUCGGAAUGCAUUGAGCCUUUCUACUGUGCAAUAAUGUCUGUAUUUAUUGGAGUUUUGUAAAGAUAUUGGGCAUGUGCAGGUACAUCUUUGUGGGGUUUUAUAGGGAAUUAGG
Molecule: messenger RNA, 3772 nt
Organism: Oncorhynchus masou masou (cherry salmon)
Lineage: Eukaryota; Metazoa; Chordata; Actinopteri; Salmoniformes; Salmonidae
Product: B-cell lymphoma/leukemia 11B-like
Exons: 5
Coding region: 810-3383 (857 amino acids)
Biological process (GO): positive regulation of transcription by RNA polymerase II
Cellular component (GO): nucleus
Molecular function (GO): DNA-binding transcription factor activity; RNA polymerase II cis-regulatory region sequence-specific DNA binding
Source: RefSeq, a predicted model, not a curated record